Cyanistes caeruleus (blue tit) is the source of this 4010-nucleotide messenger RNA. RefSeq names its product repulsive guidance molecule BMP co-receptor b (gene RGMB). Gene Ontology annotation, biological process: BMP signaling pathway. The record is from RefSeq and is a predicted model, not a curated record. Lineage: Eukaryota; Metazoa; Chordata; Aves; Passeriformes; Paridae. Gene Ontology annotation, cellular component: plasma membrane. Gene Ontology annotation, molecular function: coreceptor activity.
GCCGCCCUCCGGCUGCUGCUGCUGCUGCUGAGCGCAGGAGACUGCCAGCUGCACACAUCUUGUGAAAUCCAGAAGUGCACCACUGAUUUUGUAUCCUUCACUUCACAUCUAAAUGCAGCUCUUGAGGACUUUGAUGUGGAGUUCUGCAAGGCCCUGCGGGCAUACUCUGUGUGUACCUAUCGCAAUUCCAAAGUAUGCCGUGGAAACCUAGUCUACCAUUCUGCAGUGCUUGGGAUCGGUGAUCUCAUGACCCAGAGAAACUGUACCAAAGAUGGACCCACAUCCUCCACCAACCCUGAAAUGACCCAUGAUCCUUGCAAUUACAGUGGCCACACAGAAGCGAGAGAACGUCAUUGGGGAGAGAAGACGACUCCUCCUACUUACCUGUUUUGUGGCUUGUUUGGGGAUCCUCAUCUGAGGACUUUUAAGGAUCACUUCCAGACGUGCAAAGUGGAAGGCGCUUGGCCCCUCGUAGACAAUAACUACUUAUCAGUGCAAGUGACCAAUGUGCCUGUGGUCCCAGGAUCCAGCGCUACUGCUACAAACAAGAUAACUAUUAUCUUCAAAUCAUACCAAGUCUGUACAGACCAGAAAGUAUAUCAAGCAAUGACUGAUGACUUGCCUGCAGCUUUUGUUGAUGGUACAACAAGUGGAGAAGAUGGGAACACCAGGAGCUUGCACAUUGUGGAGAAAGUCAGUGGCAAAUAUAUUGAGAUUCAUGCUAGGUACAUCGGGACCACGGUGUAUAUCCGCCAGCUUGGGCACUACCUGACCCUGGCCAUUCGCAUGCCCCAGGAGCUGGUCAUGGCCUACGAGGAGAGCCAGGAUCUGCAGCUGUGUGUGAAUGGCUGCCCUUCCAGUGAGCUUAUUGAUCAGAGUGGCCACCUGCCAUUGCCUGUGAUGGGAAAGCUGCUUCCUUGGGGUGCUGCAGCUCAUCCCCGGUCAGGGUACACACUGGAAGUGGCCACCACGAAAUGCCAUGAGAAGAUGCUUGUGAAGGACAUCUAUUUUUACUCGUGUGUAUUUGAUCUACUCACCACUGGUGAUGCCAAUUUCACAACUGCUGCUCACAGUGCCUUGCAGGAUGUGGAGGCACUGCACCCCAGCAAAGAGCACUGGCAUAUCUUUCCCAAGAGUGGUAGUGUGGGCAGGGAUAGCAAAUUCUUCGUCAGUUUUGGACUUCUGUGCUUGAUUCUUGUUGUGUGUUUGUAGGACUUUUUUUGUUUAGACUGUAACAAAAUUUUGAAAUAUAUAUGUCAUAAUAUAUUGAGUAAAGAUGAAUAUAUCUGUAUAUACCAUGUAUAUGAAGGGAUGUUUUAUCUUGGAGCAUCCUCCAGAUUGGAUGUUAAUUGUUUUCAUGUAUAUUUGAUUCAGUAUUCUCUGUAUCUAUUUGUUUUACAGUUGUUGAAAAGUUUUAUAAUGUCCCUGCACUGGGACCUGAUAAAAAGCACUUUUUACAUACUAAAUAUCUAAGUGUGUAUCUGAGUAACUAUGUAUUAUACAUGAAAUACUCAGUGCUCUCUCUUCUCUAAGUACUACUUGAUUUAACAUAUUUUUUUAAACUGAAUUAGCCUGUGGGUUUUCCCAAGAGACCUUCAGUUAAUGUCAAACGUGUACAUUUUGAAGCUAGUGAAUGGUCUCUGAAGAGACUGGAGAGAACUUAAACUUAGAGGGAACACUUUUUUUUUUUUUUUUUUUUUUGUUGUUUUUUGGUUUCUUUUCUUUUCUUUUCUUUUUUUUCCCCCCUCUCUUCACAGGCCCUCCAGUUGUCUGUUAUAGAAGGCUACAGAUGUAUAUUUUUUUCAUGCUUGGAAACCCCACAAUGUAUCAUUCUUUGCAAAAUGUUUUAGAUGUGGUUCAUCAGUAUACCAGUAAGUAUUUGUAUGUAUGUAAAAGAGUGGAUGUGCAGUGUGUAAAUAUUUUAAAUUAUUAUAGUAGAAGAAUAGUUGCCACCCUCUGCCAAGGAAUGUCAGUAAGGUGGUAUAAGUGACCCCUGGUGGGGUGCACAGAAAUUGGGGAUGUACACCACGUACUGGGCAGGUAAUCUAUAAAUAAAUUCUCAGUUUGUCUCCUAGCCAAAUAGGAUGAUAGGAUAUUGGAUAGGAAUGUGCUGAAUAUAGUUGUUACACUUCUUGAAGAUGCUAGUUUCCUUCUGCUAAAUAAGACGUGUAAAUUUAUGACCAGCAGCUGCAAACCAGGCCAGUUUAUUGAAAAGAUUGUGUGUGGGAAACUAAGAGGAGGAAUCCCUCAGGAUCCCACUUGUGCAGUUCCUUUGUAGUGUUUGCGGAGAUACUUAUAAGAACUUCAACACAUGGGUUUGUGUUCCUGCUACAUCCCUCUUGAGAGGCAUUAUAAAAAUCCUCUUUUCAUGUUAUUGGAGAAAUCUCAAACCAGAAGAACCCUGGAACAGAAUUUUUUUUUUUCUGUAAAACUAAAGAAGAGGUGGUGAAAUUGGAAUAAAUGAUACAGAAGAGUCCACAAGAUUACAGAGCUUAGUGUAACAAGAUGAUCCGCUAAGUACAUAUGGAGUAUUUCAGCUGCAAGGUUAAUCACACAGCGUGAAGGUAAAUUGAAAGUGCCAAAACUUAAAAGAAGUUAUGUCAGAUACAUACAAAGAAAUUCAGACCUAAUAAACCUAAUCACAGCUGUGAAUGUUGCUUCACUAAGCUUGCUUUACAGCUAGAAGUUGAAGUGUGUGAGAAAUAAUCUUAUCUGGAAGAUGUAUCAGUGAAAUAAGUUGUGGAAAUUGCUGUAGAAAGUAAAAGGAGUUUUAAAUGUUUAUGUUUACUGUGCACAGAAGGCAGCUGUCAUACCUGUGGGAGCUUACUCAAAAAUGUCAGUCUCACACUACAAGCUCUGCAGAAGGCUGUGUAAUGUAUUCACAGCCAUUACUCGUGCUGUCUGUUUGCUGGCCUUUGUCUUAAGCUGCCCUUGGAUAUUAGUGGCUUACAUAAAAGGGUUUUUUAAGUAUCUGCUAGAGCACUCCUAACCAUAUGGUAACAGCUUCUAACAGAUGAUGAUAGUUCUCUGUGGUUGUGGAGUCUGACAACUUCCUUAGUAAGCAUGUUGCAGGACUGGCAAAGACUGUCUAAUCUUUUAUUUUGUGUAUACAGAAGGCUCCUAAAUACGGAUAUUAUAAAAAGAAAUAGUAGGCUCAAUUGCCUGUCAAACCAAAAAUUCUUUUUUUCUUCCUGGAAAACCCAUCUGGAAGAAAAACCUGCAUAGAGCAUCUGUUAAGUGGAACAUAACCAGAGAGUACAACCUUUUGUUCUUAUGGUCAAGCUGCAGACCGUCAUUGUAUUUCCUUUCAGAUUGCUGCCAGAAAAUAGAAAAUCAUUAUUACUACCAUGCAUUUGUUUUAUGAGUUUUGAGGCUGUGCAAUUGUCUGUUUACUUAUAUAUGCUUCGAAGUGAAGCAAGCAAUUCUGCAAGCUUUGUGUGGCCUAAUGAGAGUUUCAUUAGUGGACGUGUUUUGAAAAAAAGCCCAGGAGUCUCAUGGCUUUCUUCUCUUCUGAAAAGAGACACACAGUGCAAUUUAAAGUCUUGCAUUCAUUUUCUUCAUGUAAGUUCAGCUGUGGUCUUUUACACUGAAGUUUUCAUGCUUUGGUUAUUUAAUGCCCAUCUAUGUCUUGACUGAUAUAAAUUCUUUUCUGUCUUUCAACCCUGCCAGCUGUUGAAAACUGCCAUCUAUACAAUGUUCGAACACGACUAGUAAUGAUUCUGUUUUUGUAAGCAGGUAUUCCGUGUUUUUUACAAGAUAAGCAUUCUCUGUAUUGUGCUGCUACUUCACUGUAUUCAAAACAAACGGAUUGUGGGGAUCGGUGUUGUCCAUUAGGUUUUAUAGUCCUUAUUAUGGAGAGCAGUGCAGCCACAGAUCAAGUACAAGUAUACAGGUAAAUUUGUGAAGCUGAUGUAAAGCAAUUGCAUCUGAUCUGAUUCAGAAUUUUUUGUUUGUAACUAAACUUGGUUGAAAUUAAAAGCUGCUAUUAGUAAAUUAACUGUGAACAAACA